ACACAAGUAUACAGGGCGCUUCAAUGCAGAUGACCACCGUGUGUUACUGUGGGUUCCAGAGCCGCCUCUUUGGGACUUAGUGACCUGUUUCUUGUCAGGACACGUACAUGAAGUAAACUCCGGAGUACUGUUUACGGGGGAAAUGAAUGGCAAGUGUGGUGACUUUUGGCCUCAUGAUGUCCUCACAAUAGUAGCCAGCGACUCCGCAGGAUCGUGUGGCUUGUCCCCAUCGACCAGUACGGAAAGUCUGCGCUCGAUUCUGGAAGACCAUUUCAGUGAAAACCGCCAUCACGUGACCAACCUCCCAGGGAAGCUGGCCGCAGAAACUUACAUUUACGACACUCUGAAGAGUUACGGCAUGCAGAUUUACGUCGAUGAGUUCGAUUCAGAGUACUCUGGGUACAAAGGUAAGAAUAUCGUAGGGAUAUGGCGGGGCACUGGCACUCCUGAACUACGACCAAAGCAAGACAAGCCCGUGAUCCUGGGAGCUCACUACGACACCUGCAGGAACGAUCCCGGAGUGGACGAGAACGGAUCUGGUGUUGCAGCUCUGAUGGAAGCCGCUAGGGUCAUCUCCUCACUGCCGUGCCUCCUAGUCCACUCCGUGGUCUUCGCCUUCUUUGACCUGAAAUGCAAUGAAUCGGGUGCUGACAAGGCAGCGUGCGCUGAUGGGCAGUGUGGAAGCGAGCAUUUCGUGGAACAAACUCUUGUCCCUUAUUUAGGGUACCUUGACGUCAAACUAUCGGACGUUCAGGGUGUGAUCAUCAUGGACACCGUACUCAACUACAACAACUCAAAAGGCUCACAAACAGCUCCGGAGGGUUUUGAAAACACUCCUUUGUGGGACGAAGUCUACGUGGAAGAGGAAGCCGACGGCAUGCGAGGAAAUUUCAUCGGUAUCUUCACCAGGCAGCUUUAUGACCAGCCGCUGUAUUCCAUCUUCCACAAUAGAUGGGACGAGGAAUGCGAUCCACAGUACAAGAGACGGGAUGUGCUUUUCCCCUACAAAAACAUUGCCGAGGAGGCAGACACGUCCACAGAUCCCUACUGGAACCUUUACCAGAUCGGUUCACAGGACCUAGGCAGCUUCUGGAAAGCCAGCGGUGACAUCAAGGGAUUGCUCUUAUCAGACACAGCAAACGCUCGUCACAGAGACGUUGGCAGCAACGAGAAACUGCCCCUGACGAACGAAAGGCUUGGGUUCCUGAAGAAGAUAACAAACGUGGUGAUCGGGACCACGAUGGACCUAGCCGGUGGAAGGGAAAGGUGUCACCCCGACGCCCGACCAAUUGAGAACCUGAUCCCGGAAGGGUUUGUUGAGGGAGCUCAGUUGGAAGGAAAGUUGUCUCUGCCAGGAGGUGCCAAAGACUACAGUUUCGUGGUCAAGACGUUGACGUUGCCUACUCUAAGGGUGGACGCUACUCUCUCCAACAGCACCUGGAGCCUCGACGUAUCAGGUCAUUUCUGGCCCAGAGAACGUGUUCUAGCUCUGCGCAUACAGGUACCGAAAUGGGAGUCACUGUCAUGUAGGAUGAUUGGACCCUUGGUGGAGAGCGAUUCAGGUGCGCUGUAUUCUGGUGCCAUUCACGGUUCAUGUAGCGGUGCCUGGCCGGAGGGCCAUGUUGGCUUCACCCUACAAAGUUCCAUAGGUAGGAAAACUGCCGGCGUAGGUGUAGGGAAUGGCAGCCUUGUUGCUGUCGGAAUACUUGUUGGAGUAAUCCUCACGCUCCUGGUUGGUGCUGCCGUGUGGUACUUCCGUAAAAGGCGGCCAAUGAGGGGUGGACCAUCCUUCACGCCUCUGCCUGUAUCUACCUAACUCUUCACAUGGAAUCUUCGGGACGACGUCCUUAUUUCAAACACGUACGGCAGUAUAAUUACCCACUGGUGAUGACACUAGCACUGCGAUUUGUGAAAUACGUCAUAUUCAAAAUUUAAAAGAAAAUCACAAUGAUGGAGCGUUGUUGUCUUUUUCAAAGUAUGUUCAUGUUAUGUUUAGUGAAUGAUAAGAUAAAACUGAAUUAUUGAAUUACCAGAUCACUCACAAAUACAAUAAAGAAAAUGCUUUUUUCUUUCAUAAAGUAAGAUUUUUGUCUACCUUGUCAAAUUUCAUGUAAACUUUAUAAGUAAAGCAAACAUAGCUUUCCUGCCACUCUCGCUGUAUCUAAUUAACUUAUUGCAUUUAGCUUCAACGGGAAAUGAAGCUUGAUUGCCAUUGUUGUUUAGAAAGACAGUCAGCUAAAUUAAAAGGUAUAAUUCAAUAAAGGUUGCUCAAUGUAAAUGCGUUUUUGAAGUGACUUGAUUACAUCAAAGAAAUGUAUGUCAAUAAGAUAUACAUGUAGGCUCUAUUCCCACUAGGAUGACGUUAUCCAAAUAGAUUAGACAUCUUUAGGACGAAAUUCAAAGCAGAAGUUUAGCAUUCCAUACUCUGUUGGACUUUGAACAACAACUGAUGUAAGGAUGUGUAGUAAACAUUGUACUUCUUUGUUCAGUUUGUUGAUAUACUUGUGCUUGUAUAAUACAUAUUAUCUUUAUGAUUAGAAUAUGUAACAAAUAUGGUGCCUAAUGCAUGUCAGUUUUACAUCGCUAAACUGCAUUUGCUGCAUUAUUCGCCCGAAAUCUAUAAAAAAUAAAUCACAAAAGAUC
This is a messenger RNA of Branchiostoma floridae (Florida lancelet), 2643 nucleotides long. RefSeq lists its product as uncharacterized. NCBI's taxonomy places the organism in Eukaryota, Metazoa, Chordata, Leptocardii, Amphioxiformes, Branchiostomatidae. The record is from RefSeq and is a predicted model, not a curated record. Gene Ontology annotation, molecular function: metalloexopeptidase activity. Gene Ontology annotation, biological process: proteolysis.